AUGCCUCUCGGUAUCGAGCGCAUCAACGCUCGUCGCCAACAACCUAAUGAGCACAUCAACUUCAUCAAGCCACUGGAUGGCCCAGAUAAGGAAUUUUCUGAGGACUUUCUCGAGCGCAUCGCUGCGAGUUGCAAACCUAUAAUGCGGUCUAAUCAUCUUGCCGUGAUGUCUCUUGAAGAGCAUAAAUGCAAUCCGGAGUUUCUUGGGCGGAAUUUCAACGCUGGUGAGGUUAUACAGCUUGUCCUGAAGGCACCAUCAGGGCACUGGCUGCCGUUCAAGUUUGUACAAAUGGUCAUGAUGCAUGAGCUCGCUCAUUGCAAGCAAAUGAACCAUUCUAAGGCGUUUUGGAAAGUAAAAGACCAAUACUCGACUGAACUAAAGGCGCUGUGGCAAAAGGGCUACACUGGAGAUGGAAUGUGGAGUCGUGGACGAACUUUACUAACUGGGCAAUACGACCAAGCAAGCUUGGGGAGUGAGGAAACUUUGCCUGAGCAUCUCUGUGGCGGGACUUUCAGAUCAUCUGGAAAGCGGAAGAGGGCCGCGAAGCCAAAACUCAGCUACAAAGAACGGAAAGAAAGAACGAUUGCGAAGAAGUUCGGGGUCAACGGUGUCGGUGUCGCUCUAGGCGCGGACGAGGAGACGAAGGCUAAACUUGAGAAGGGGAAAACGACAGCCAGCAACCCACGUGUCGCUGGCAGUAGCCGCGGACGAGAAUUGAGAGCCAUGGCUGCUCUGUCAAGAUUUACUACUACGGCAGAAAACGUCAGUCAGACUAAGGCUGAAGAUGAGCUCGUGCAAUCCGGGAGCGAGACUGAAAGUGAUUGGGAAGCCGGUCUGUCCGGUCCAGAAGAGGCGGCGGAUUCUGAUGGCAAAAAGUUACACGAUGGGAAAGGAAGAACAUUGAUUCGAGUCUGUGACGAUGAAGAUCCUGACGAAAUCAAUGUGAAGGAUGAGAUGUCUGAGCUUCGAAAGUUCGGGGUGGCCGAAGACAGCAAAAAAACCAACAAAUCUCUGGUACCUGUCAUGAUAGAAGCCGCAACUAAGCCAUCAAUGUCUCACAGUGAGGCAAAUGAAGGUACCCAUAGAUCACCAAAACUGGGUCAAGAGCGGCGAGUAAAGCCUUCGAUCGGGGUAUCCACAGAGACAGCAUCAAGAACUCCAGCCUGCCCUGUCUGUUCAGCGGAACACAGUGUCGGGUCGCCUACAUGCAUGGUGUGCGCCAAUGUCCUCGAUCCAAAAAUGGUCCUUGAUGUCUGGAAAUGCCAGAGCGAGGUUUGUCGGGGGGGUCUAUACACGAACGCGGGAGAUUAUGGUGUUUGUGGACUGUGUGGGGAGAAACCUCGUGACUCAGCCAGACCGUGCACCGUAUACUUUCCUGAGGUCCUAUAA
Molecule: messenger RNA, 1389 nt
Organism: Pseudogymnoascus destructans
Lineage: Eukaryota; Fungi; Ascomycota; Leotiomycetes; Thelebolales; Thelebolaceae
Exons: 1
Coding region: 1-1389 (462 amino acids)
Source: RefSeq, a predicted model, not a curated record